CCGUCCCCGGCUGCCCGCUCGUUCUUAGAAACCCUAGGCGAUUCUAAAAAAAACACCUAGACGGCGGCGGCGGCGGCGAUUAUACGAGACGCAAAGCCUGGCUGGCACUCUUAUACCCCACAUAAGAGAGAUCGAUGGCCGGUGUUGUUGAGGGAGGCGAGGAGAGGGCGCCUGGUGAGAUGGCGACGGAAGAGACGACGCAGCCAGAGAUCCUGAAGAUGAAGAUCGCGUCCCUGCUGAACUUGCUCAGCGAGAAGCAGUCCGAUGUUCUUUCGUGCGGCCCUGAGAUCGUGAGCAUGAUCACUUCGCUGAACAGCGAACUGGCAUCGCAGAAGUUGGCGAGGGACAGCAAACCCUUGGUUCCCCCGGAGGUCUCAUCGCCGAAGAGGCCCAAAAUGGCUGAUCAGGGAAACAUUGGUCAGUCCAAUACCGAUACGCAGAGUGUCAGCUCCCAGGUCAGUUCAGUCGCCGAGCGGGGCGACCAGAAGGAGAUCGAGUCAGGAAAAAUCAAACCAGCCUCCAGAUUCAAAUCCAAUUCCCAGCAGGUAUGUGUGCCCUCCGGUGGUGAGGAUGAGGAGGAGCGCCUUAACUGCCAAUUCACUCAUAUCAUGCAGCAGACUGAUGCUUUGUGUGACGAGUUGGCGUCUAUGGCAUCUACCCCGAACAAAACCAGUGCCCCCAUUAUCUCCUCUCACAUGGUCUCAGAUUUGGGCGAGAAAACGUCCAGAUUAAUGCAGAUCUGCAAGGUUAUAUUCUGUGAGUCUGUCAAAGGUGAUGAACAGGUUCCUUACCACUCUCUAGAUAACCAGAGGACCAAGGAGGACUCUGUGGAGAUGAGUGGUCUGACUAUGGACAAUGGCAAAUCCAGCACCCAAUGUGCUGAUAAACAGACAAAUAAAAAGGGGAUGGGUGGAACCAUGGAGCUGCUUGAAGAUUUCAACAUGUUUGAAUCGGACGAUGAGGAUGAGGAUGAGGAAAUGACCCAGGAGCAAUUAGCAAUGUCUGCCAAGUUUCGCGAGGAGGCUCAGGUGAUGGAAGCCCGCUUGGUCGAGGCCCUCGAGCAGGAUGAUAACAACACACCGAGCUGCUACAGAAUGACUCACCUUUCACUCUCAUAUCAGCCUGAAGAAAAGGAGGAACAGGAUGAGGUGGCUGAGGCAGAGGUUGAGACAGAUAUCACAAAAUCAGCCAAGGAGGAAAUGGAGAUGGAGGACAGGUUGUUCGCUAAUGCCCGUGAAGGCUGGGAAUAUGCAUGUGGAUGGUGUGGUAACUAUGAAGACAUGACCACAUUGAGUCCUAUGCACUUCACACAUUGUACACCUGGAAUCAUCCCAGGCAAUGCUAUCACUGGGAGCACCUUGCAGAUCUACUCCAUCAGAAUUGGCUUAAGAGAUGAACACUUGAAAUGGCCACUCUAUGUUUAUGGCAUUGUCGCUGCCCGAGACGCUGUGGAUUACAACCGCAACCUUCUUUACUUUCGGCCAAGGGAAGACUGCCAAAAACUAACACUAGAGCAUCCUUUUUUGUGCUUGACUGGCCCGUCUCGUGCGAUUGUGGCUCUUGACGAAGUUGACUUAGAAGUCCAACUGAAAGUAAAGGGCACAACAAGGUCUCUGGACAGAGCAUUGAUCAGCCGUCGCCUCACUUACUCUGGUGGUUAUCAGGGAGGUUUAGAUUCCUUUGUCUUUACCAACUGCCUUUGCACAGUUGAGUUCAGCCUCGAGCGACUUACGGAAACUGUCCAGGCUACUAUUUUGGGUGUCCGUGUUGUUGAAGGGGGGCCAUGGCCCUUUGAUUAUGGAGGCAGGGUUAUUUGCUCCUCGACACCUCAGGAUGAUAAGGUCAUGGCUACUAACAGUGCUACAGAUCCCCUGUCCAGGCAAGUUGUGUUGGUUGAUUCUGAUGGUGGAGAAAUGCCAAGGGGCUCAGAUGGUUAUCUUGAUCUGUCAAGGCAUGUUGUUUCUGUAGAACUGGAAGAAAUCCUGAAAUUUGUCAUUCAAGUCUACACAGAGUCUGGUGAUAUCCAGCAAUAUCCUGUCAAUUUCAGUCCCAAACAUUGCAACAUAGAAAAAGGUAAAUGUCUAAUUGGUGCAUCUGAGGUUGAAAUUACUAUUGCUUGGUCCCGACUUGUUCAGAACAAGAUGGAUAUCCUCUUUGAAGGACAUGUUUGAUUGUUCUUGUCAUGGAUGUUAUGUACUAUGAUAUCCUUUGCCCAACUAUAUUCGUGUGCCUCUGGCAUGUGGUUUGUGUAACUCUGGAUGCAUUUGUGCACUAUGUGUAUCGACUUCUGACUAUUUGUAUCGUAUGUGUAUCAACAUCUGACUAUUUGCAUUA
Molecule: messenger RNA, 2334 nt
Organism: Triticum aestivum (bread wheat)
Lineage: Eukaryota; Viridiplantae; Streptophyta; Magnoliopsida; Poales; Poaceae
Exons: 3
Coding region: 135-2171 (678 amino acids)
Source: RefSeq, a predicted model, not a curated record